Staurois parvus is the source of this 259-nucleotide messenger RNA. Lineage: Eukaryota; Metazoa; Chordata; Amphibia; Anura; Ranidae. The record is from the annotation of a GenBank genome assembly.
GUUUAUAAACUGCAUGCUCCCUGGGAGCGCACAGCACCAUGAUCCGGUGCCUGCUGCGUCCUCCGGACACAGUGAAACACUGAGCGUCGGACAGGACCUCUGGCCAAUCAGUGAUCACAUGCAAAGUAGUAAGCAAGAUGUCACUAGUGACAUUGCUUACUACGUGUGAAAUCUGAAUGAUGAGGUCACAUGGUACAAGGCUAUUCACAACAGCCUUGUACCAUGUGAGAUGCUGUGACCAAUCACAGCUCACUCAGUA